AUGGAAUUGUCCCUGAGAGCUGUAAAAGCAAAACGCAGCAAAAAGCAGCGAAAAACGCAAACCACACGCGCUUAUCGCAAAACAGAGAAGGAAGUGCAAUCAUUGCUGUCACAUUGCAACGACAACGAUGAGGUACAAACAGCACAAGAGCUAGAGGCGCGCAGCCUGCAGUUUUUUCAUGGCUCUGUGGACAACGACAGCUUCUCGCUGGCACAGGAAGAGGAUGUCGCGGAACAGUAUGAUGCAAGUUUGGCUGCCUCUUUUAUACAGAUUGAGCUGUCGGAGUCGCCGCUGGUGUGGCCGCAGCUGUCUAAGCAGCGUCAUUACCAUGACAACAGUCUGCUGUUCAAGCCCAGUAAUAAACUGCAGCUGCCAUUGCAGCUAAGCGAGUGUGAGCCGCAGCUGAGCAAGGCACAAGUUCGCAUGCUAAAUCGCUACCAGGAACAGGCACGUAGUCAAUGUGGCAGUGGCAAGCUUGAUGCUAAGCUUGUGACAGAACUUACGCAAGCGACAACGCAAACGCAGCGCUUUGUUAUAGACUCCAAGCUGUAUCGCAGCAAUUGCAACCGAGUGUUCAAGAGCGUGUUUAUGCCGCCAACUCCCUUGAGUCAAUGCCAGGGUUUGCCCACGCGCUAUUGCCUCAAACUGUGUCUCAAGCACUUGCGUUUUACAACUCACCCACAACUGCUGGAGGAGCACAAAGUGGCGCAGCAGCUGGAGGAUUUGUACGAGUUGUAUGCGCAACAACUGAACAGACAGCUUUGUGAUAAACUACGACAGGAGCUCCAAUUGGCGCGUCAUGUGGCUGCACAAUUGCUACAGCUAUGUCGAGAGCAACAGCCGCAACUGGUGGAGCAGCUUCAACGCCAGCUGCGCUUAACACAGGAGUUGCGUGAACGCUACUAUGCGGAAUGCGCAGCGCAGCGCAGUUUGCUACAGCGCCUGCUCGCCCAGUGGGCGCAGCUUAAGGAGCUACGCCGCCAGCAGCAGUCCCAAUGCACACGUUUGCAGUUAAACUUGCGUGUGGUGCAGCCCUCGGAUUUGAAUGCCACGUGCGCAGCUUGGAAGCAGCGUUUUGAGACGGAUUUGGCCGAGGUUUAUCGCGAGCAUUUGCAACAUUACAAGCAGCAGCGUCGUCUCUGGAGCAAUGCGCAGUUAACCAAGUCGCAAUUGAAGCCGCCACGCAAGCCGCAAUUUAACGAUAUUAUGGCCAAGCUGAAGGCUGAAUAUGAGCUCGCUUUUCCGGAUCCCGAGGAGCCGGAAGUGCAUGUGCUGCGUCAAUCUGUGGAUGAAUCAACGCUCCAAUGUCAGGCCACAGGCAGCGAGGCACGCAACUAUUUUCUCAAAAUCUAUUUGGAUGCACAGUUUGUGGCUCAGUCGCGUAACUAUCGCCUCGAGUCCGAUUUGCAUUUGUACAUGAAUGAGAUCAUUGGCGUCAUGCUCGACCGUACGCUGCCACAAGAGCUUAACAUCUGGCUAUAUGAGAAAUCAACACUGACGUCACACAAUCGCCGCCUCGCGCAGAUGAGCCUGCCACUGGCGGUGACCAAAGAUGGCAGUGGCCAGCAGAAGCUUGGCUUUCAGCUGGAGUCCACGGGCACGCGCGCACAACUGGCUGGAGAGCUCUUUUUGCACACCUACUAUCAUAGCGCGAAUGGCGCGGAGGAAAGUGAUCUGGAUGUCAUACAGCCGCUGGCGGAGGAGCUGCGUCAGGCAUUGCUGCCAGUCAGAUUGCCGGAGCUGCCAGAGAGCAAACCGAAGACAACACCGCGUGCAGCAGAUGCCAAACAUAAGCCCGCUGGCAUUGUCUUUGCGGAGGAGGAGUUGCAGCUGUGUCGCCCGGAUCAGCUGCUGGACAAUAAGCGCUUGCGUCUCUUGCAUUCGCGUCAUCAGCAGCGCAAUGUGCGUACCAAGCAGCUGCGCUUUGUGCCCGCGCUGGAGCAUGAGAUUGGUGAGCUGGAGCAGCUGACGAGCAGCGCGCAGCUGGAGCAGCUGCUGGAGCCUGGCAGCAACUGGAAUCCCAUUGAUCUGCAUAAGCAUCGCGGACGCAAGUUUCUGCAGUUGCUAUACGAGACAAUAGGCGGACAAUGUGCACAGCGUGCCAAGGCGAUGGAGACGCCUGUGCCGCUGCUGCUGUUGCGUCUACCCGACGGCCAGGAGCAGGAGCAAAACACCAGCGAUGUUGGCAUAGCCGAUGGCUGGCUUGCUCUUUGGCGUGCCUUUUGUGCGCUCUUUACGCGUCAGCCCGCGCGUCCAACGGCUCGCGAGCCUAUCUGGCAGCCACAGCAGUCGGUACAUGAGUUGCACUUGCAACAGUUCAACGUCUCGUUGCAUGUGGUGCGUGCCACAGGCGUGCCAGUGCGCAGCCGCCACAUACUCAAUGUGGAGGAGCGUCGACGUAGCAGCGCCGGCACCAGCAGCGAUCUCAGCACCAGUCUAUUUGUCACGCAGACACUCAUGUACUCCAAUGUGCGUCCAUUUGUUACGCUUAGCUAUGGGCAGCGCUUGUGUCGCAGUCGCACCGCUGAGGGCUCCAAUCCCACCUGGAAUGAGCAGCUGCAGCUGCAGAUAGCCGGCGAGGCCAACGAACUGCGCGAAGAUCUCAAAAUCAGUUUAUUCGAUGAGCUCAUUGAGCAACAGUUCACCGACGAGGCGGCGGAUCUUUACCAGCGCGUGCAGUGCAAUUGGCUGGGUGAAUAUCGUGUGCCCAUUAGCCGCUUGCUGGCCCAGCGCAAGUUCGAGGGCUGCAUUGAGCUCUGCAUGCCCAAGGUGCUGGUGGGCUACAAGCGUCCGCUGAUUGAGUCUGUGACCAACAUAGCCGCCGAUUUGUAUCCCGAGUUCAAAGAGAGCGUGCAUCUCUGGUUCUAUCUGAGCAUUGAGCCCAGCAACGAGCUGCCGCCGCUGCAGGUGGAGGCACUUGCCUGUAGCGAGCUGCCGGAAUUGCAGCAAUUUCUGCGCGAGCGUCGUCUGGAGCUGCAGCAGCUGCUGCCGCAACCGCAGCGCUAUGUGGAGCCGCUGGUCUGCACCGCUGAGGGCAAGCGUGUCUGCUUGACGCGCCUGCUGCAGCCUGUGCCACUGCCUCAGUCACUUGACCAGCAGCUGGAGUCUGUCUGUCGCUUUGUCUCGCUGCUUUGCCAGCUGCGUCAGUUCGAUGUUUGUCAGGGCUUUCGUGGCGUUUGGCUGGACAAUCGCACGCUGCUUGAUAGCACCUGGUGCUCGGCCAAGGAUCUGGGCGUGCUGCUCUGCAACUUUAUGCUGGCUCUAGGUCUCGAGUGUUGGCUGCUACUCGGCCUGGCCUGUCCCUAUGGCGAGUGCAGCUUUGUCAUCUAUCGUCAACCCCAAAGUGGCGAAUUGCUGCUCAUUGCACCAGCUACGGGCAAACGCUAUCAGCUGCAGGACAUCUUUUGCCCUCUGACGCGUGUCCACUGCGUUGUGGGCCAAGAAAAUAUCUAUUUCAAUAUGCAGACGGAAACGCGCGUCAGCAUGACCAACUUUAAUCUAACUGAUGGCGCCUGUUGGCUGCCGCUGUUCAACAAGCGUCAGGCAGCACCACAAGGAGGUGUGCAUAAGCUGGAUUAUGUAUACAAGCGUAGCUACGAAUUGUCCGAGCUACAGAAGCACAUCGAACGCAAGAUAAUGAAAAAGGUGAGCAGCUGGCGCAGCACACGUAAAACCAUAUGGAAUCGCGCUUUUCAGCCACGCUUGUUGCGUAUCUUGAGUGAAAUGGAAAAUCUGAGCAUUUACACGAGUAGUCGCUACGAUGAGCCAGCGUACAGCGAAGAGCUGGAACGCGAGUUUCCCAACUAUAGACUGUAUGGAUUUACGAUUAACUUUGCCUACACCAAUCUGGCAGCGAUAUCGGAACGCAUACGCACAAGCUGCAUUCAUUACAAUAACAAUGCGCUCGUCGAGUUUUGUGUGGCGGUGCAUAUAAAUGCCUAUGCCAACGAUGUGAUUUCAGUGUGGGUGUUUCUGCUAUCUAUGGUGCCACUGGUGGCCUGAUAUUUGUCAUCCGUUGCAUUACGUAUCACUGAUAACUGAUAGCUGAUAAACUGAUAAGGAAUGCCUUAAAGCCGGUCAGGUAAUCAAUAAUAAAAAAAACCAACAACAAAAAAAGAAGAGCAACAUAGAAAUACGAAGUUCACUUUGCUGCAAACGUUUAAAGCAGUUCAGUUCACUGCGCACCUUCAUAAAGAGUAGACGGUGCACCCAACAUCCAACAGCACACCCUUACCAGCACAAUUGACGGCUGCGUCAUGUU
Drosophila busckii is the source of this 4261-nucleotide messenger RNA. It is a transcript of the gene Cc2d2a, whose product is annotated as coiled-coil and C2 domain-containing protein 2A. Gene Ontology annotation, biological process: protein localization to ciliary transition zone; non-motile cilium assembly. The transcript has 8 exons. The record is from RefSeq and is a predicted model, not a curated record. Gene Ontology annotation, cellular component: ciliary transition zone. NCBI's taxonomy places the organism in Eukaryota, Metazoa, Arthropoda, Insecta, Diptera, Drosophilidae. Bases 1 to 4002 code for a protein of 1333 amino acids.